CAAUCGUUAUUAUUGAAGACAAUAUAAAUAUCAAGUAUGGACAUGUUCUUACCAUAUUCGAAAAAAAUUGCCCGCGCCUCCAUGUUUGUUUUGCUUAAGGAGAAUUUACUCAACUCAAGAGCGGUCACUUGUGACAAGUGCUAACGGUGGCAUCAUAUCCGAUGUGGAAACACUGGGAUAUCGGAGGUGGUAUAUGACGAAGCGGUUCGAAAACAGGAUGAACUGCGUUUCGUAUGUAUGAGGUGUCGUCACUACGAUACCUCUCAUGAUGACAUGGAUGUAGAUGAAGUUGUCCACGUACUGCGGGUGCCUGAUGCACCGACGGACAUCAAAGCAACACAGGCUGCUCUGUUGUUGCACGAAGAGUCAGGAAGUGGGAAUAUUAUGGACGCGGUGGGAGCAGAUCACUCAACGUCAAUGUUUGACGUUAGUCGCCCUGAGCGUUCCAUGGAGUCGGAAGAUGAGACUGACCUCAACGAUGAAACCGUCCACGAUGUCGUACUAGAUGGAACACCUACAUACACUGUUUGUGGAUGGUGGUUCCAAGAAAGGUUCGCGGAAGCUAGUAUCCAGUGAAGGCUAUGCGUUUGUGUUGAAGAG
Messenger RNA from Dreissena polymorpha, 600 nucleotides. RefSeq lists its product as uncharacterized. Lineage: Eukaryota; Metazoa; Mollusca; Bivalvia; Myida; Dreissenidae. Bases 238 to 576 code for a protein of 112 amino acids. The record is from RefSeq and is a predicted model, not a curated record. The transcript has 2 exons.